Plectropomus leopardus (leopard coralgrouper) is the source of this 3711-nucleotide messenger RNA. It is a transcript of the gene mef2aa, whose product is annotated as myocyte enhancer factor 2aa. Gene Ontology annotation, molecular function: RNA polymerase II cis-regulatory region sequence-specific DNA binding; histone deacetylase binding; DNA-binding transcription factor activity, RNA polymerase II-specific. The record is from RefSeq and is a predicted model, not a curated record. NCBI's taxonomy places the organism in Eukaryota, Metazoa, Chordata, Actinopteri, Perciformes, Serranidae. Gene Ontology annotation, biological process: positive regulation of transcription by RNA polymerase II; cell differentiation.
CUCUGCCGGCAGAGAGACCAAGGGACACGAAGACGAGCGGCGUGUGAAGACGGGCCUCUUAGGGCUCUGAGGGAAGCAUCCAAAGCCAGCUGGUCUGGCUUUGAGGUAAAUCAAUGGGCAGAGUGGGACAAAGGCAACGGAAAGAAGAGGAAGUGUUGUAGAGAGAAAGAAAGGAAGAGAUAAAGCAAGCUGAGACUGGUAGGGGGGAGAAGUGGAGAUUGGAACAGCAGGCUCUGUGAAGGCAUUUGUGCAACAACGACAAACAGUUUGUGGUCUGUCGAAGAGCGCGAAGAAAGAGCAUAUACAAGAAGAUAGACUGUUGCACAAUGUGCUAGAAGAGUGCGGGAAGAAAUCGUGUAGUUUUUCUGGUAUUGUUGAGGUGUCAGAGAGACAGGAAAGCACGCAGCCAUGGGGCGGAAGAAGAUACAGAUCACCAGGAUCAUGGAUGAGAGAAACAGGCAGGUUACCUUCACAAAGAGGAAGUUUGGCUUGAUGAAAAAGGCCUAUGAGCUGAGCGUUCUAUGUGACUGUGAGAUAGCCCUCAUCAUUUUCAACAGCUCUAACAAACUGUUCCAGUAUGCCAGCACAGACAUGGACAAAGUGCUGCUGAAAUACACAGAGUACAACGAGCCCCACGAGAGCAGAACCAACUCUGACAUUGUAGAGGCGCUAAACAAGAAAGAACACAGAGGUUGUGAUAGCCCGGACCCCGAUGCCUCAUAUGUCCUCACUCCUCACACAGAAGAAAAGUAUAAAAAAAUUAAUGAGGAGUUUGAUAAUAUGAUGAGAAAUCAUAAAAUCCCCACAGCAUUGCCUCAGCAGAACUUCUCCAUGCAUGUGGCAGUGCCUGUAUCCAAUCCAAAUGCCAUGUACCAGCCAGGAGGGACUCUGGGCAGCCAGGCCCUGGCAGCAGCCACAGCCUCUCUGAGUGACAGUGGGAUGCUGUCCCCUCCACAGGCCUCUCUACACAGGAAUGUGGGCUCAAGUGGAGGACCCCAGAGGCCCACCAGUACAGGUGGCAUGCUGGAUACCACAGACCUUUCAGUGCCAAGUGGUGUGGGCUCCAGCCCAGCGGGGAACGGUUUUGUUAACCCUAGGGGCUCCCCGGGCGUCCUCAGCACACCCAGCGGCAAUGGCCUGGGUAAAGUCAUGCCCACCAAGUCUCCACCACCCCCUGGAGGGAACAUGGGAAUAGGAGGACGCAAGCCAGACCUGAGGGUUGUUAUCCCUCCAUCUAGCAAAGGAAUGAUGCCCCCGCUGUCGGAGGAGGAGGAAAUGGAUUUGAACACCCAGAGGAUAAGCAGCUCCCAGUCCACCCAGCCGCUGGCCACACCAGUAGUGUCUGUCACCACCCCCAGCUUACCCCCACAGGGCCUCGUCUACUCAGGCAUGCCCACCUCCUACAACCCCACUGAGUUCUCCCUGAGCAGCGCAGAGAUCUCUUCCCUACAGGGCUUCAGCUCUCCUGGGCUCUCGCUGGGCUCCAUGUCGGCAUGGCAACAGCAUCAACUGGGCCAGGCAGCUCUUAAUUCUUUGGUUGGUGGAGGUCACCUACCUCAGGGCUCCAACCUCUCCAUCAGCACCAGCCACAGCAUAAACAUCAAGUCCGAGCCCAUUUCGCCGCCACGGGAGCGUGUCACCCCAUCCAGCUUCCCCCCUCAGCAGCCACAGCAAGGGUCCAGCCGACAGGAAGUUCUGGGACGUUCACCUGCUGACAGCCUCAGCUCCUCCUGUAGCUCCUACGAUGGCAGUGAUCGUGAGGACCAUCGGCCAGAUUUCCACUCCCCGCUGGGGCUGGGCAGACCCCCUGCUGGCUCUGAGGACAGGGAGAGCCCCUCGGUCAAGCGCUUGCGCAUGGACACAUGGGUGACAUAAACAGCCUCGAUCAGGCCUCCAGUCACCAGCCAGUCAGAGAGAGGGAGGGGUUAGACAUGGAGAGAAAAGAAAGAGCAAGGGUCCUUAGAGCUAUCAUUAUAUUAUUCAACUCCAUUUCAAUUUGUAAGACUGAGUGGCAGAUGUUAUGUCAGGACAUAUCUAAAGUAAAUUGUCAAACUGAAACAGUAAGAUUAAAAAAAAAAAAUCUCAGUUAGCUGGACUGAAAAAUAUGCACAAGCAGGUGGUAUCAGGUACUUGGUGCAAUUCAGAUGCUGAAGAAAGACGUUAAACAAUAGGCGGUAGAUUAUUGUAGUCACUGGUCUAGUCAGACACUUACAUGUAGUUGCUGUAUUGCUGUUGUGCUCGCAAGUUGCAAACAAUCAGAGAAAGUUGUGUUGCUUUCAGGCCGAGGACCCUUACAUAUAACGUUCACUGCGAGAACUGUCUUUUAAAAAACAUGCUGUAACCACACAAUGACCUUUAUCUCAAGUGGCCUCUUGUAAUUUAUUGAUUCAGCCGAUUGUGAGUCACAGAGAGCACGGAUAAUUAUACAGAAUUUUGAUCACACAGUAAAUAAUUGCAGACUACUUUAGUGAAUACAUGAAACCAUGCUGUUGGAGGUUAAAAACAAAUUAGCAACAGAAUUUAUUGCAAUAAUGACAUACUAUUCAUUUUAUAAUUUAAAAGAGUUGGAUAUAUAAAUGUGCAAUUAAGAUUAACCUGUCCAGUUGAGCUGGUGAGAAAAUCAACAUGUUCACUUUUGUGUAACAGUUCAUCAGUAAUAUAAGCCAAAGCUGUUCUUUUGUGUUGUUUUUGUACAGUUGCUACAGUUUCCUAACAGUUCACUCAAACGCACCAUUUUCUUUUCGUCAUAGUUUUUACUUUUGAUCGUGCUUUAUCGCAAACGGUGUGAAGUCGUGUAAACCAGAUCUUGAAUCGAUAUCUAAAGCCAUGAACAUGUUGCUGUUCUGUUUGUACAAUUGAUAAUUUGAGCCAAACAUCUUUCUUUUGUUGUGUAAAUAGCGACUUUAAUAUAUAUCACCGGGGCGUGGCGUAUGCGCUGAGUGUACCGUACGGCCGCCGUUUUCGAGAAAAGUAUAUUUUUGUGGAUUACAGCCAAGUUUACAAGAGCAGACCCUAAAAAAGAGUAGAUCAUUCACUGGUCAAUAUUUGCUGUUUUGUUCAUUUUACUGUAAUCUCCUCGAAAUUUAAUCAUCAGCAUCCCAUGUGUUUUGGUUCCAGAUGGUCAACUUGUUUUUUCCUCCCUUUAUUAGUGAUGACUGUUUGUCCUGAAGACAUUGUAACAACAAUGCUGUGAGGUUGAAGUACCACUUUUUUUUUCAAAUUGGUGAAGGAUGAUCACAAGGCUAUGGGAAAUCGGGUUUCUUCCCGCCUAUUGUAGAUGUAUACCAGCAGCUGCUGAAUACACUGCCAACAUAAAAACUCAAGGUCCCAGCCCCACACUGAAGAAUAAUCUAUUGUUAUUGCAUGUAGCUCAACUGAAAGACAUACCAUCUCGCAAGCCCACUCCAUUACCCUGUUAUUGGUUCACUGAAUUGAAACAGAAGACGGUAAUGUGGCAGAAGUGGCUACCGACCUUCACAGAUCAAGCCUGUGCUCAUAUGUGGUUGUAAAUAUCGAAGAUAGUCAUAAUUAUGUACAGAAAUACUAAUGUGUUUCCUGAAUUGGCCCCAGAAAUCAUAUAUCAACGCCCCCAUUCUAAGUAAGACUACUGUAGGAUCCUUAGGAGCCAGAAAAGUGAAAACCUGAAGGCGCUGAAGUCGUGUAUGUGGAAGGUGUUGCAACGCUGUUAUCACACCGUGCACAGACAGGGGG